AAUGUUCACAUUCCAGUGCUCUUACAAUUCCACGCCUGUUCAGACAUUAGCCGGGCAGAGUCUAAUGUUAUUCAUGAUCUUAUCAUCCAACAUCCUUCAAAAUUAAUUGCACCCUCUCUCUUUCUCAGCACGCUCUCCGAUAGGUCUCUGCUACUGUCAACGCCAAGAAUGAAGGCCGUUGUGAUAACCAGUCCCGGUGGCCCAGAAGUGCUGCAACUGCAAGAGGUGCGGGAGCCCGAGCUCAAAGACGACGAGGUCUUGAUCAAGGUAGAGGCCACGGCGCUGAAUCGGGCGGACACGGUGCAGAGGAAAGGCUCGUACCCACCCCCCAAGGGUGCGAGUGAGUUCCCCGGUCUCGAAUGUUCCGGGACCAUCGUGGCCGUUGGAAAAAAGGUUUCCCGCUGGAAAAUCGGCGAUGAGGUUUGUGCUCUUCUUAGUGGAGGAGGGUAUGCUGAAAAGGUGGCUGUUCCGGCUGGACAAGUUCUUCCUCUCCCACAUGGUGUUUCAUUGCAGGAUGCUGCUAGCUUGCCUGAGGUGGCAUGCACUGUUUGGUCAACCGUCUUCAUGAUGAGUCGGCUUUCUGCGGGGGAAACAUUUCUGAUUCAUGGGGGCUCCAGUGGUAUCGGAACAUUUGCAAUUCAGAUAGCUAAAUAUCAAGGAGCAAAAGUGCUUGUCACAGCAGGGUCUGAGGAAAAGUUAGCUGUUUGCAAGAAUCUUGGGGCUGAUGUAUGCAUCAACUACAAGACACAGGAUUUUGUUCAACGGGUGAAGGAAGAAACUGGCGGAAAAGGCGUUGAUGUUAUUCUGGAUCAUAUUGGAGCAUCCUACUUAAAGCAAAACCUUGAGAGCUUAAAUUUUGAUGGGAGGCUCUUUAUCAUUGGCUUUAUGGGUGGCACAGUUGCGGAAGUCGAUCUCCGUGUUAUGCUUGCAAGGCGCCUCACAGUGCAAUCGGCUGGCCUACGACACAGAAGUCCGGAAAACAAAGCAGUGAUUGUUAGUGAGGUGGAGAAAAUUGUUUGGCCUGCUAUUAGGGCUGGCAAGGUGAAGCCAGUGGUUUACAAGUCUUUUCCACUAUCUGAAGCAGCAGAGGCUCACCGGUUGAUGGAGAGCAGCGAACAUAUUGGAAAGAUACUGCUUGUUCCAUGAUUCUGUGGAUGGAUGUUCUUGUCACUGAAGUGGGUGAUAUGUUUUUAGACAUGGUGAGCUUAACUACGAUCUUGUACAAAGUUACUAGUGCAUGUAUCGUCUGUCACUGCUUUUUACAUGUUUUUUGUCUUGUGAGGGGAAUAAAGCUAGCAUAAUAGAUCUUCGACACUGAAAGUUAGCUACUUGCAUUUUACAUUAUUAGUUAUUGGAAGAUUAAUUUCUAAUACAAAAAGAUAUGCUUCUUAA
Juglans microcarpa x Juglans regia is the source of this 1392-nucleotide messenger RNA. Its product is annotated as quinone oxidoreductase PIG3-like. The record is from RefSeq and is a predicted model, not a curated record. The transcript is spliced from 6 exons. Gene Ontology annotation, molecular function: oxidoreductase activity. NCBI's taxonomy places the organism in Eukaryota, Viridiplantae, Streptophyta, Magnoliopsida, Fagales, Juglandaceae. The coding region runs from base 169 to 1146 and encodes 325 amino acids.